GGGUCCCCGAAUUUUUUUCAAGUGCCUAAUAAGCCCAGUAGAAACAACGCACCUAACGGUCACCGAGAGUCCUAGCCUCGCGUUGCCUUCGAUCACGAACACAAUUCCAAUCCAUGACGCAUCAACAUCAUCGUCCGUACCAUACCUGAAAAGUCGUUACAGAAUCAGAAAAUACAAAAAGCAACGAUUUCUAGCGGAAGAAGAAGAAGAAGAAGAAACAGCUCGUCUUCGAUUUUCGCCAUGUUCGCCAAAUUGUUUCAAAAGAUCACCGCCGGCGCUGAGCAACAGUCUGAUCAGCAUGAUGUGCCUCAGGGAAGUCUGACACCCGCAGACUUGGAUAUACGCGUAACUCUUCACUAUGGGAUCCCAUCUACUGCAUCCAUUCUUGCUUUCGACCCAAUUCAAAGCCUGUUGGCAAUAGGAACGCUGGAUGGGAGGAUAAAAGUGAUUGGUGGUGACAAUAUAGAAGCGCUUCUUAUAUCUCCUAAGCAGCUGCCCUUUAAAAACUUAGAGUUCUUACAAAAUCAAGGUUUUGUAGCAAGCAUAUCAAGUGAAAAUGAAAUUCAGGUUUGGGAUUUGGAACACAGGCAAAUAGCUUCUACUUUACAGUGGGAGUCCAAUAUAACUUCUUUCUCUGUCAUUUAUGGCACCCCUUACAUGUAUAUAGGAUGUGAGUAUGGGAUGGUGUCUGUGCUAAAGUAUGAUGCUGAAGGCAGAAGAAUUAUACAAUUACCAUAUUGUGUUCCCACAAAUAUCAUAGCUGAGGCAGCUGGGAUGCCAUUGCCUGAUCAUCUUUCUGUUGUUGGAGUUCUGCAUCAACCUAGUUCCGAGGGAAAUAGAUUGCUGAUUGCAUAUGCGAAUGGGUUGAUGAUACUAUGGGAUGCUUCUGAAGAUCGUAUUGUUCUUGUUAGAGGCUAUAAGGACCUCAUAUUAAAGGACAAAACAGUGGUUGAUUGUUCAAAAGACACAGGACAUGAGCCGUCUGAUGAUGUGUUGGAUGAUAGAGAACUGGAGAAAGAGAUAAGCUCUCUCUGUUGGGUAUCUAAUAAUGGAUCAGUUCUUGCUGUUGGCUACAUAGAUGGAGAUAUAAUGUUUUGGAAUUUAUCAAAUGCUGCCUCUACCAAAGAUCAUAAAGCUGAAAAAUCGUCGAAUGAUGUUGUUAAGCUACAAUUAUCGUCGAGCAACAAAAGACUCCCUGUCAUUGUUUUGCAUUGGGCAAAAAGUGGAUCUAAUAAUGAUUGUGGGGGCCAACUCUUUGUCUAUGGCGGUGAUGAAGUUGGAUCUGAAGAAGUUCUAGCGAUUUUGAGCCUAGAUUGGUCUUCUGGGAUAGAAAGUCUGAAAUGCAUUGGACGUGUAGACCUUACACUCAAUGGCUUUGCAGAUAUGGCUCUAUUACCAAGUACUGGUGCAAUGGAGGGUAGAGGCAUGUCUCUAGUUGUAUUGACAAAUCCUGGAAAAUUGCAUUUCUACGAUGAUACUUGCUUGUCUGACUUAAUUUCUAAGAAAGAAACAAAGGCUUCUGCAGCUACAGUGCAGUAUCCGAUGCUCAUACCCAUUCUUGACCCAUACAUGACUGUGGCAAAGCUUGGUUUGGUUUAUAGAAAUGGGAAGUUCUCAAGAGUUCUGUCUGAGAUUGUCUCAGCUGCAAAACUUCAUGCAGCACGUACUUCAGACACAAGUGGUACAAAGUGGCCUCUGACUGGUGGCAUUCACAGUCAGCUUCUUGAGACUGAAGGUUAUUGUGUCGAGAGAGUAUUCAUUGCAGGUUAUCAAGAUGGAUCGGUUCGAGUAUGGGAUGCUACAUAUCCAGCCCUGUCACUUAUUCAUAUUUUAGGAUCUGAGGUGAAUGGUAUCAACAUUGCUGGUACAAGUGGAUCGGUUUCAGCACUGGAUUUCUGCUCUGACACUUUAACAUUAGCCAUUGGCAAUGAAUGUGGUCUGGUUCGUCUAUACGAGCUAAUAAGGAAUUCGGAUGAGACAAGUUUUCACUUUGUGACAGAAACUGAAAAUGAAGUUCACAAUAUGGACCAAGGUGAUGGGCCUUGCUGCAGAGCUGUGUUUUCACUCCUCAAUUCUCGUAUAUGCGCCCUACAGUUUGCAAAUUUUGGAUCAAGACUUGCCGUAGGAUUUGAAUGUGGCCGGGUUGCAGUGCUUGAUACUAGUACAUUAUCAUUUCUGUUCCUUACAGACUGUCUAUCCGACUCACGUUCCCCUAUAAUUUCUCUCACUGUGAAGACAUUUUCAGAUUCUAACAGCUUAAUAAAUAUUACUGAGGUCUCUGAAUCUGAAACUCCAGAAAAUCUUGGAAAUGGGCUAGUGUUAGUAAUGACCAGGGAUGCACAUAUCAUUGUCAUAGAUAGUGCGACUUGCAAUAUGGUUACCAUUCAGUCAAUGUCUCCAAAAAAGAAUUCGGCUGCAGUUUCUAUGCACAUUAUAGAUGGGAGCAAUUUUAUCCCUGAAAUGAGAAAAAAGCAUUCGUUGAACUCAGCUCAGAAAAGUGAAUCUGCACCAACUAAUUUACAGUCUGGAAUUACAGCGCAUGAAGUUGAACUUGACACCUCUGGCGAAACUGAGGAUUUUGGGCAGGGAUUGAUAAACUUAUUCCUUUUACUUUGUUGUGAAGAUGCAUUGUUCUUAUACUCUUUGAAGUCUAUGAUUGAGGGUGACAGUAACUCAAUUUGGAAGGCGAAUCUUGCAAAACCAUGUUGUUGGUCUACAACCUUCAAGAAAGAUGAGAAAGAGUGUGGACUGGCUGUACUGUAUCAGAGUGGAGUCAUUGAGAUAAGGUCUUUGCCAACUCUUGAAGUACUGGUAGAAAGCUCUUUAAUGUCAAUCCUAAGGUGGAACUUCAAGACUAACAUGGAGAAGACAAUGUUCUCUUCCGAUAAUGGGCAAAUUAUGCUGGUAAAUGGGUAUGAAUUUGCUACAGUAUCUCUGUUGGCCAGUGAAAAUGACUUCAGGAUUCCGGAGUCUCUACCGAGUCUUCAUGAUAAGGUCCUUGAAGCUGCUGUAGAUGCCUCCAUCAGCUUAUCUCCAAAUCAGAAGAAUAGAGAGACACAGGACGCUGCCCCUGGGCUUUUAGGUGGUAGGAUUAAGAGCUCUGAAGCAGGUAUAGAGGAGCACCGUGUAUAUGAAGUUCACAAGAAUAGCUUCGCACAUUUAGAGAGCUUAUUUUCAAGUCCCCCAUUCUUAAAGCCUUCCACAGCAGUAACGGAUGACCAAGACAUUGUGGAGCUUAACUUAGAUGAUAUUAAAAUUGAUGAACCCUUGGAACUAGACAUUGGGGAUCUUAACAUAGAUGAUAUUAAAAUUGAGGAACCCAUAGAACUUUCAUCUUCAUAUCAUGAGAGCAAUAACGAAAGGAUAGAUAAGGGGACAGAGAGGGAGAGAUUAUUUGAGGGUUCAUCUAAUGAAAGAACGCCAAGACUGAGGACAGCAGAAGAAAUCAGGGCCAAAUACAGAAAGGCUGGGGAUGCCUCUGCAGCAGCUUCACAUGCAAGGGAUAAGCUUGCAGAACGCAAAGAAAAACUGGAGAGGCUCAGUCAACGUACUGAAGAAUUGCAAAGUGGGGCUGAGAACUUUGCAUCAGCGGCAAGUGAACUCGCAAAGACAAUGGAACGUCGUAAAUGGUGGAACAUUUGACAAGUUUGCAUCAAUUGAUAAUAGCAAGAGUGACUUAGCCCUUGCCAAGCAUUUUUCAGAGGAUGCGAGGGCGUUUUUAUCCAAGAUUCAACUAUAAAUUUGUAUCAAGCAUUCACGACAAUUUCUCAUGUUAAUAUAUAUUGAUAGCUAAUUAAUCUUAGGUUCAUCC
Alnus glutinosa is the source of this 3811-nucleotide messenger RNA. RefSeq lists its product as uncharacterized. Gene Ontology annotation, biological process: regulation of exocytosis. Gene Ontology annotation, cellular component: plasma membrane; cytoplasm. Bases 241 to 3642 code for a protein of 1133 amino acids. The record is from RefSeq and is a predicted model, not a curated record. Lineage: Eukaryota; Viridiplantae; Streptophyta; Magnoliopsida; Fagales; Betulaceae. Gene Ontology annotation, molecular function: myosin II binding; GTPase activator activity; syntaxin binding. The transcript has 25 exons.